CAACAGGCGGGGUAGCGGAUUAUCGCCCUCAUGCCGACCAUUCGUUGGUUAUUUCUCCCGUGGUGGCCUGAAUUACAAGUUUACCUGAGUUCGCCUGCCUUGCUGACUUCUCUUGAGUGCCCGCGUCAGCGCAGCACGAUUCGAUGUAGCCAUAUCUGAAAUGGUAUCUAGGACUGCAGCGGAGCAGGCAAUUCGAAAGCACGCCCAGGGGAGGACAUUAAAAGGCUUGUUGGGCUUCCUUCAGGACCAAAGUGACGACCAACUGAGCCAGUGGAGCAUCCGGGACGUGGACGGGGAUGAAGCCAUCUUUACCUAUUUCCGGCUUACGGCGGCGAGAGAUGGCAACAUAAGCUUGCACACGGACCAGGGCGACGGCGACCAGCUGGUCGCGUCAGUUGCCUGCUGGUGGCCCGCCUGCUGGCUCAAGUCCGUGGUACCCAUGUGGCAAGUGCGGGAAGACGAGGGCAGCCGGCAGCAGCAGCAGGAGCAGCAGCAGCACCAAAACGCGUGCACCAUGCCCGCUGCUGCAGCCCCGCACUCGGCGUCCGUGGACGACACGCACACUCCUGCCGCCACCAGCCCUGGCCGCAGCCCCAGCUGCUUCCAGCCUCCCCCCUCCCAGCACCUGUCUGCCUGCCGUCAGCGCCGCUCACAACGUGCCGGUCCCCAAUAACCGACGCUGGGCUUGUCCUAGUCCUGCGGCUGCUGACACUACUAGCGCAAACCAAGAGCAACAGGGAGAAGUGUGCGGCGCUGGCGCACAAGCUGGCGUGGUGGCGGGGCUGGCUGGAGUGCAGCGCAGAGCUGGGCGGCCGUCUCCGCUGAUGCUCGCUGGGUUUAUCAUCCGCUUUGGCCCAUGAUUGGUCACAACGCCGGAGGGCUGCGUACGCAGGCGCAUGCCGGGUUGCAGAGCAUUAGCCGAUAGCGGGCGAUGAACACGGCGAGCAUCAGCGGAAACGGCCGCCCAGCUCUGCGCUGCACUCCAGCCAGCCCCGCCGUCACGCCAGGUUGUGCACCGGCGCCGCGCCCUUCUCCCUGUUGCUCGUGAUGUUUUGCGCUCAUGUCAGCACCCGCAAGACCAGGGCGAGCUCAGCGCCUGUUGGGGACCGGCGCGUUGGGACCAAGCGUUGGCCCAAAGCUGAUGAUGGGCUACGUGUGCGAGCGGCUGCAGGUCUUGAGCGUUAUUUGUGGGCGCGGGUCGGGUCGGGUUGCAGUGCACUGCUGGCGGCGGGUGUGCGCGCCCGCCUGGUGGCCAGACGUCGACGACCUGCUAUUUCAUCCUACCUGACGAUGCGGGCGGCGGUGAGGUUAUGUUGGCCCUGGUAGUGGUAGGGCGAGGGCCAGAGGGGUCGUGCCGCGGGUCGGUGGCUGUAGCGCGCAGGGCAGGUGGGCAGCAUUAGCUGUAGCUGCGGGUGUGCGGGCAUGCGCCCCUGGGGCGCAGCAGGUGGUGCAGCUGAUGCGGUGUGGUGCUGUGGUGGUGUGCGGCGGGUGGACACGAUGUGCCUACCUGCCUUCUGAGGGGCGCCUGGUGGGCUCGCUCGAGAAUGGGCAGGCCAACACACGCUGGCAGUACGCCCCGCGUACGUACGGCAUGUGCGGUACGACAAGUAGUAAGCUCACCCGCUGGGCACUCGUGUCUGGCAUCUGUGCGCUGGGGCCGUGGGACUUGAGGUAGACUAGGGUUUCAUCAAAUGAAGGCGCCGUCCGAACGCUGCGCGUGUGUAUGUUAGUGUGUUUGGGAUCAGGAUGCAAAUACGCAAGAGAGUGUGCGUGGCGUGCAGACCCCUUGUAUGCGUAGCUUGGGCACAACGACAUGCGUGUCUACUGCAAGCGUAAACACAUAAGAAGGUAAAUACGAAGCGACAUGGCUUUGGCGGCAUUGCGGCAGGACGGCGGGCGGCUGUUUGGUUGGGAUGCUGUGUAAUGGGGUUCCGGCGGGCUUACGGCGUGACGCGUGCGUGUGCGCCGGCGCAGGAAAAGUUACACAAAUUCGUGGUUCAUUACUGCGACGCAAAGACAUGAGGGCUAGUAUGUCGAAGUGGUGAUGAUGCCCCGGUACAUCUGCUACUGUAGCGUUGUAAUGAACUCGGCGUGCGGUCAGCCAUUUAGAGUGCUCGACGCAGUGGCUGGCGUGCAUGAGCUGAGCAGGCGCAGAGCCGCGCACGGCUAUCUGGGGCGGGCUAUGGGGAGCCCUCUCGAGUAGGGGCAGGCGAGACUUGGGACUGUUGCGGCGGGCACGGACGCAGUAGGGUUUUGCACGGACGCGGCGUUUCCGUAGUGAUGACGUGAUGGGGAGCUCGUCCAUGAUGCAUGGGAACGCGGGCGGGCUCUUAUGUGGUUGGCUGUAUACAGUUGGAAGCUGUGCGGCAGUGUGACAUUGGCAGCCCAAACGCACUUAUUGACGUGCUUGAAGGUAAUGGUCUUAUUAUCGCCCCCCCCCCCCCGCCUCAGCCGCGGGUGCUCGGUGCAUCAGGCCAGCACUGCCGUACGCAGCGGCCCUGGGUCAUCAUGUGCGUGUGGCGGCGUGGCACUGGAUGGCAAGUGGCAACGGGGCCGCGCGGAUGGUUGGAUGUGUAUGAUGUGUGUUGAACCAUGGGCGCCUGGGGCGGGAGUACCUGGGUUCCCGGGAACCGG
This is a messenger RNA of Chlamydomonas reinhardtii, 2634 nucleotides long. RefSeq lists its product as uncharacterized. Lineage: Eukaryota; Viridiplantae; Chlorophyta; Chlorophyceae; Chlamydomonadales; Chlamydomonadaceae. Bases 161 to 673 code for a protein of 170 amino acids. The transcript has 3 exons. The record is from RefSeq and is a predicted model, not a curated record.